CCGGCGAGCGGCAGCAGCAGUGCAUGGAGGGUGCCGGCGGCGACGCCCACCGCUGCGCCGUCACCUGGGACGAGGUGCUCUGCUGGCCCGAGACGCCGCGGGGCAGCCUCGCCUCCAUCCCGUGUUUCAAGGAGUUCAACGGCAUCAUCUACCACGGCAAAACCAACGCCAGCCGUUACUGUCACGAAAACGGGACCUGGGAAGAGCGGGCCAACUACUCCGACUGUAUCAAGGCGUACAACCAGAAGGUCUUCAACGAGGCGGACAGUUACCAGCAGUCUGAGUUCACAUCGCUGAUCUACCUGGCCGGCUACUCGUUGAGUCUCAUCACGCUCUCGAUAGCCACCUGGAUAUUUUCCUACUGCAAGGACCUACGGUGUCUGCGGAACACGAUCCACGCCAACCUGUUCAUUACCUAUAUUCUGACUGAUUCGCUCUGGAUCAUUUCAUUAUCUCUCGAGCUGUUCCUGACGCAGUACGCGUUCGUGUCCUGCGUCAUUGUCGUUCUGCUGCAUUAUUGUCACGUGACGACUUUCUUCUGGAUGUUUGUCGAAGGCCACUACCUGUACAUGUUGGUGGUUCGGACGUUCUCCGCGGACAAGAUCCGAUGUCGUCUGUACAUGCUAGUUGGUUGGGGGGUGCCGCUGCUGGUGAUGGGCACGUGGGCGCUGGUGAAGUCUCAGACAGCCGGCCCGGCCGGCACCAGGGCUCAGUCUGAGGUUCAGAGUGGCUCAUCAGUUCAGCGCCUGCAACUGGAGCCGCUGGGUUAUGAAGACAGCGGAGGUCAAGAGCCGAUGCUUUCUCGGUGCCUCUGGCUGGCUGUUAGUUACUGGGACUGGCUAUUUAUGGUGCCGACGAUCCUGGUCCUGAGCUUCAACUUCAUCUUCCUCAUCCGUAUUAUGUGGGUAUUGAUCACCAAGCUACGCUCCACCAACUCGGCGGAGACGCAGCAGUACAAGAAGGCGACCAAGGCGCUGCUGGUGCUGCUGCCACUUCUCGGCCUCACAUACAUUCUGGUUUUCGUCUCGCCCGGCGGCGGGGUGGUGGCGGACGUGUUCGCCUAUCUGCAGCCCAUACUUAUCAGCACGCAGGGCCUGACGGUGGCUCUGAUAUAUUGCUUCUUCAAUUCCGAGGUGAGGGCAUCAAUCAAGACCCACUACCGGCGUUGGAAGAUGGAGAAGUCGUUUGGCAGGUCACCAGAAGACAGCCUGAGGCCGUUUCACGUGAACAGAAGGCGCAGCUCGGCCACCGAGAUGACCUUCAUGACCGCAGACCCGAACGGUCACGCGAGCGUCGCCUCCGGCCGGACGCACCGGCUCAGUGCGGCUAGCCAGGGACAGCCCGACACCGUCUGAUCCGCCAAGAGAUGCACGGAACCGGCGGUGAUGCGCACUGAAUCGGCGGUGAUGCGCACUGAACUGUCGGUGAGACGCACUGAACCGGUGGUGAACUUCAAUGAACUGUCGGUGAGACGCACUGAACCGGUGGUGAACUUCAAUGAACAGAUGGUGAGACGCACUGAACCGGCGGUGAGCUGCACUGAGCCGAUGGUGAGACGCCCUGAACCGGCGGUGAGAUGCAGUGAACCGGUGGUGAGAUCCACUAAAUCGGUAGUGAGAUGCAUUGAACCGGCGGUGAGAAGAUUUGAACCGGCGGUGAGAUGCACUGAACCGCCCUUUGAAUGCACUGCACCGGCGGUGGGACGCUCUCAACCGGCGGUAAGAUGCACUGAACCAGCGUUUAGAUGCACUGAACCGUCGGUGAGACGUUCUGGACCGGUGGUAAGCUGCACUGAACCGGUGGUGACGUGCACUGAACCGGCGGUGAGACGUACUGAGUGAACGGUGUGAUGUGCUAAACUGGUGGUUAGCAGCGCUACACUUGUUGGAUAUUAGGGACCAGUGUUGGAGACUACAGAUUGGAGCAAUUGGAUAUAUACGAUCGCAUGGUGCGGGUACACAAACGCGCACGUCGGCAGCGUUACCCGAACUGGCCAGCAAAUGAUAUGCAUUUGACCUGGCGGGCAGACAGACCUGUCAGAACUAGUCACGUGACAGCGUCUGAACCAAUGCCAUGUCGAUGUCGAUCAUGCCCUCCGGCGGCGACAGCCGAGGCCGGUAAUCGUACCGUGACGCAUCAGUGACGGCGACGCGUCAGUGACGAUCAAUAGCAUCGCAUGCGAACUUCUGUUGAAGAGAACUCUGGGGUCAGCCUGAGAAGCCUGCCGCCGUGUGACGACUCUCUCUCGCCUGACCUGCGGGUCGCGGCUGGCCGUCCGGCCGUGUUAGGAGGGUCGCAGGUGCGUCCCCUGAAGUGGAGCGUCCGCCACGCCGGCGGCAGCGUCGGGGACAGUGCGGAAGGGCCGGCGCGUCGGUCGCGGCUCCGGCCCUCCGGCGGUCGUCAGCAGCCCACCUCACCGGCGACGCUCGAGAGGCGUCACUGGGCGGAACGGCGACGCCCGGGACGUCAAGUGGACAUCGCUCGAGCCAAGCGGGCCGCGCAGCUCCCUCGAGCGCUCUCGCUGAGGUCCGUCCUCUCGCCGGCGCCGAGGAGCGGACUCGAUCGGCUGGCCGGGCUGCAGACGCACGGUCGUUGCGCUUGAGUGGAGCGCUCGUCGACGCAAUUGUCUGCCGGUUGACAUACUGCGCACUGUGAUUGCUCCCCGGCGGCGGAUACCGCGGUGGAAGGUCUCGCGCGCGCUUCGUAUUCCGUGCUGGUCUGGCCGUGAAGCCCGCUCGUGCCCUCAAACCCGGCUCUGUGCUAUUUGUGUGUCCGAUUUGGAUGUGGGCAUCCAGCGCGGAACUCCGCGCAUGUCACGUCUCUGCUACUGUGUCUCGCAGCCGAGCACUUUUGUCGUCUUCUGAUAUGCGCAGGUAGCCAAGAUGUCCGCGCCAAGAUGUCCGCGCGUUACGGCCAGCAUUGUUUCGCCGGGAUGAUCCCUUUCAAUCACGCCGAUGCGGUUGCUGGUCUGUGUCGCGUUUCGGUUGCGUUCGUCCUCCCACCGGUCAAGCCGUGGUGAGUCUGUCCUCAUCUCAGGCUGUCCUGUUUGCUCGUCACUGAGUGCUUGCGACCAAACUCCCGGCUUCCGAUCUCGUCCUUAGUGGCAGCCGGUGUGCAGUGUUAGCCGUGUGUACACACUCAGUGUUCUGUUGUUGCUGUAUGGCGUGGCCAGCCCGUCGCUGGGGUGCGCGUCCUCGCGACCGCCCGUAGCCCUGACCGAGGCUCACUUUCUCGUUGCGUUGAACAGCUCUGCGUCAAAACAACAAAUGCAAAGCCCUAUCGUCACAUUCAAACAUGCACUGUCUCAAAACAGGCUGAAACGUGCCAAACGCUGAAUAUCUCACGAGAAUGUCUGUUGGCGAAGACGGUCUACAGAACAGUCUGCGCUAAAGCACUGCAAAGCAGCGCACCGUCAUCUCAUUUCCCCACAGGUGGAACAGCAGCGUCGGCGUUGAAGCCACCACGUUGUCAGUCGAUUCAACACUCGCGGUCCAGUCCUCCACCAUGAACGCGGCCAGUAUGAUUGUCACGGUAGAGUACGCCGCGAGGCAUUUGGUUAACGAAUGACCACACUCUUGCCACGUUGAUUAAGCACCAUUAUGGUCAAUGCUGUUGUCAUUAUUUGUUGUGCGUUACUCGCAAAUGCGACAUUCGUUCCAAACAUGUGUUGGAAACACCGUACGUUCCGGGGUUGCUGAAACAGAACGCCACCGAUGUACUCGAUGCGUGGUUCAUACCAUUGUGUUUUAUGUUUUCUGCGUCGUAUCCGAAAACGUUUUUAAAGGCUUGUUGCUGUGUUUUGCUAGGUCCAGGAUUUGGAAGAAGCAACAAACCUUGGACCUAGUAUCACACUUGACGUUCUCGCAUUUUAUUACUUUCCAGGGUCGCAGAGGUGAAUAUAUGGUGUCUUGUA
Messenger RNA from Pollicipes pollicipes, 3913 nucleotides. RefSeq names its product diuretic hormone receptor. The transcript is spliced from 10 exons. The coding region runs from base 24 to 1355 and encodes 443 amino acids. Lineage: Eukaryota; Metazoa; Arthropoda; Thecostraca; Pollicipedomorpha; Pollicipedidae. Gene Ontology annotation, molecular function: G protein-coupled peptide receptor activity; peptide hormone binding; diuretic hormone receptor activity. Gene Ontology annotation, cellular component: plasma membrane. The record is from RefSeq and is a predicted model, not a curated record. Gene Ontology annotation, biological process: cell surface receptor signaling pathway; adenylate cyclase-modulating G protein-coupled receptor signaling pathway.